Molecule: messenger RNA, 1494 nt
Organism: Linum trigynum
Lineage: Eukaryota; Viridiplantae; Streptophyta; Magnoliopsida; Malpighiales; Linaceae
Source: the annotation of a GenBank genome assembly
AUGGAACCUCAAUCUCACGGUAAGCUUCUGAUGACGGCGGGAGUUCAUGUCCAAAGGUCUACAACCUACACUUCCCUCCUUCGAGCUGGGCCGCGACUGAAACCACUCCAGCAAGUUCACGCCUACAUAAUCGCAUUAGGAUCUAGUAACAGCCGCUCCCUCCUCACCAAGCUCCUAACUCUGGCUUGCAAUGUCAGCUGCUCCGUUUCCUAUACUCACAAGAUACUCAUCUCCGUCCCAAAUCCGGACGCAUUCCUCUUCAACACUCUCAUCAGAUCAACCUCCAGGUCCCAACGUUUAUCUGCACAUGCCCUGUAUUACUAUUCGUGCAUGAUCAUGUUUAACAUUGAGUCCUCGAAUUAUACUUUCACUUAUGUUAUCAAAUCUUGCACAAGUUUGUUAAGUCGAAAGCACGGUAGGAUAGUUCAUGGACAUGUUUUGGUUAAUGGGUACGGAACAUAUGUGUAUGUACAAUCUGCGCUGGUGGCUUUCUACACCAAGGUCGAGCAGUUGGGUGAUGCGGGCAAGGUGUUUGAGAAUAUGCCAGAGAGAAGUGUUGUGGCUUGGAAUUCUUUGAUCUCAGGGUAUGAGCAACAUGGGCUUGCAAAAGAGUCAAUUGAUUUGUUUGAUAGGAUGAGGGAAACGGGUUCUGUUGCGCCGGAUGCUACUAGAUAUGUGGUUGUGUUAGCAGCUUGUGCGCAGUUAGGGGGCCUAGGGCUGGGUCGUUGGGUACACGACUAUGUGGUCAAAAAGGGUUUGGUUGUGACUGUGGUGCUUGGGACUGCUUUGAUCCAUAUGCAUGUUGCACUCUUGCAAGGGCGUGCUGGACUUCUUAGCGAAGCAUAUAAGUUCGUUCAGGAAUCAGUUCCACCAUACCCUGCUCCUCCAAUUUGGACUGCAAUGCUUGGGGUUUGCAAGAUGCAUAAGGAUUUCGAUCUCGGAGCAGAAGUCGCCGAGCACCUUUUAGCAAUCGAACCGGAAAACCAUGGUCACUAUGUCAUGCUCUCCAACAUAUAUGCUUCAGCGAGAAGAAUGGACCGGGUGGAAAUGAUUAGAGAUAAAAUUAUCAACAAAUCGUUACGAAAGAUAGUCGGGUAUAGCAUCAUAGAGAUUGAUGGUAGAUCGUACUUGUUUAGCAUGGGGGACAAGUCUCAUCUCGAGUCGAAUGCCAUUUUCAAUUAUUUAGAUGAACUGAUAUCGAAAUGUGCAGAAGCAGGCUACAUAUUUGUAAUGGAAUUGGUGAUGCAUGAAGUAGAAGAGGAAGAGAGGGAAUAUGCACUUAGGUACGAAAGCGAGAAGCUUGCAAUUGCUUUCGGUUUGCUGAAAACUGCCCCUGGAUCCACCAUCAGGUUAGUCAAGAACAUCAGAAUGUGGGAGGAAAGCCAUUCGGCAAUCAAAUACAUCUACGUUAUUACUGGAAGGAAUAUAGUUGUUCGUGAUAAGCUACGCUUCCACCAUUUCAAAGAUGGCUCGUGCUCUUGUUCGGAUUACUAG